AGAAAUCAAAACAUCAUACCUACUGUGUGAAUCAAAAACAGAUCAUAAUAAUAUUUAUUGCAUAUUGUGUAUUAUGCUUUGCACUGAUAUUGUAUAUAGAGUGAUAUGUUGAUGCUCGUUUUAAUUUAUCAUCAUGAAAUCGUCAUAUAAGACAACUAUUCGUUUGUGUUUAGAUAUUUGUUUUUAAUAAUUUACGUUUUUAAACUUUAUUUUAUUUUUGCUUUACUAAAUUUGUCUUGAUAAAGAUUUUCAAAUACAAGAAUAUCGACUAAUAUGAUACCAUCAAAUACUAUUUGUGUUUCACAAGAAGGGCCUGCAAAUGCUUUGGCACUAAAUAAGGACUGCAGUCAAGUUGUUAUUGCUGGGAGAAAUGUUUUUAAAGUAUUUUCAAUUGGAGAGGAUGAGUUUUCGGAAGUAUGCAAUCUUAGAGUGGGAAAGAAUUUGAAUCUCAAUUUUUCAUCGAUCGAUGUCGCCUGGAGCACUAUUGAGGAAAAUACUCUAGCCACAGCAGCCACCAAUGGAGCUGUUGUUGUGUGGAAUCUAGGCCGAUCUGGACGAUCCAAACAGGAACAUGUAUUUUCAGACCAUAAACGGACAGUCAACAAGGUAAGCUUCCAUUUAACGGAGCCCUCACUGUUGAUCUCUGGUUCGCAAGAUGGCAUGAUGAAAUGUUUCGAUCUACGCAUGAAAGAGGUGGCCAGGACGUUUAUCAGCAACACGGAGUCGAUCCGCGACGUGCAGUUCAGCCCGCACACGGCGCACCUGUUCGCCGCGGUGUCGGAGAACGGCACGGUGCAGCUGUGGGACGCGCGGCGGCACGAGCGCGCGCUGCACCAGUUCACCGCGCACUCGGGGCCCGUGUUCGCGUGCGACUGGCACCCGGACGUGCCCUGGCUGGCCACCGCGUCCAGGGAUAAGACGAUCAAGGUGUGGGACAUACACGCUAAGCCGAACUUGGAGCACACGAUAUAUACGAUAGCCUCUGUGGGACACGUCAAAUGGAGGCCACAGAAAAAGUACCAGGUGGCCUCCUGCGCCCUGGUGCUGGACUGCGCGGUGCACGUGUGGGACGUGCGGCGCCCGCACGUGCCGCUCGCCACGUUCGCGGAGCACCGUGACGUCACCACCGCCAUCGCCUGGCAGGCCUCGCCGCACGCCUUCCUCUCCACCAGCCGGGACUGCAGCCUGUACCGGCACCGGUUCGCGGAGGCGGCGCACCCGGUGCUGUGGGCGAACCCGCAGGGCGUGUGCGUGUCGGCGCGCUCGCAGGUGGCGCACGCGCUGCCCGAGCGGCCGCUGCCCGCGCGCGCGCCGCCCGCCGCCCCGCCCGCCGCGCCCCCGCCGCGCGCCCGCAAGCAGCCGACGGCGGGCUCGCUGAGCGCGGCGGCGCAGGCGGCGCUGGAGCGCGCGUUCCCGGGCGGCGCCGCGUCCACGCUGACGCGCCACGUGCCCGCCGGCGACGCGGCGCCCGUGCUGGCCUGCGCCGCGCGCUACCGCCUGGCCGGCGCCGCGCCGCACGAGCUGGCGCGCCACAACGCGCAGGUCGCGCGCGACGCCGAGCGGCACAUGGUGGCGCACGUGUGGGAGGUGGUGGCGGCGGUGUACAGCGCGCGCAGCGGGGCGGGGCGCGCGCCCGCGCCGCCGCCCCCGCGCGACCCGCCGCCCCGCGCCGACCCCGCGCCGCCCCACCCCACCUACAACGGCGCGGAGGAGGAGGUGGUGGAGGAGGCGGAGGAGUGGGAGAGCCGCACGCACAAGCACAGCGGCGUGCUCGGCCUGCCCACGCACACCAUCUACAUCCCGCCGCACAAGUACGCCAAGCGGGACAACGAGACGAGCGGGUGGGUGUCGGCGGCGACCGCUCACUACGUGGACGUGGACGCCGCCGAUUGGACGCUGCCCGAGGAGGCGUUCCCGCUGCGUGCGCACACGCACGCGCACGCGCAUGCGCACGCGCACGCACACCCGAACCCCGCACUCGACGAGCACGAUGAGCACGAGUCUGGAAACUUAAGCGGUCAAAUGAAUGGUGGAACAUCAGGUUCACCCGGAGGAUCCACCGGCUCAGGCUCUGUGCAGCCCUCUGGGGGUGUUGGAGGAGUUGGGGGCGGUGUGGGGGGAGCAGCUAACACAAACACGUCGCCUACGCUACAGAGAUCGAAUAGUCUCACUACAGCAGUUCAAUCGGCGCUGGGCGACGUGCAGACGGCGGCCACCGUGCUGCUGGCGCUGCAGGAGCGGCGCGGCGAGCUGCUGGCGCACGUGGACGAGCCCACGCAGGAGCAGUGGCUGCUGGGCUACGUGGAGCUGCUGCAGCGGCACAAGCGCUGGAGCCUGGCGGCGGAGGUGGUGCGCGCGGCGUGGCUGGGCAGCGUGUGGGGGCUGUCGCAGCAGUCCACGUCGGUGGCGGCGUGCUGCGCGCGCUGCGGGCGGCGCACGCGCGGCGCGGCGCCGUGCGAGCGCUGCCCGCCCGCGCCCGCGCCCGCGCCGCGCCGCGCCGUGUGCGCCGUGUGCGCGCGCGCCGUGCGCGGCCUGUUCGCCUGGUGCCAGGGCUGCUCGCACGGCGGCCACCUGCGCCACAUGCAGCGCUGGCACGCCAAGCACCGCCUCUGCCCCGCCGGCUGCGGCCACCACUGCCAGCUGGGCUAGCCGCAUCCCCCCCAACUCCCCACACUUGCAAAAUAUAUUCAUUGGAAAGGCCCUACGUAUAUAAAGAAUGUUACGACCACGCUCUUAUAAAAAUUUAAAUAAAGUACUAUGUGAGUUGAAUGCCCGACCAUAAAAUAGUCUAUACUCGAUGGAUUGUACUCGAGAUGUAAAUAAUGGUAUAUAUAUUUUGUAGAAUUUUUAAUCCUUAAAUUAUAUCAAUCGAAAUAUUACAUAUAAAAGGAGUGUCUUUCUUCAUAUAUUUAUCCAAAAAGGGGAAUUUUAUUGACAUGUAAGAGUACAAGAGCCGCUAUCCGCGCUAUCAUUAUCCGCCGCUAUCAUUCUUCUUUUUUAUUAAAUGGCAACCCCCGAUUCCACUGAACUCUAUCAUUGACAAAAUAUAAUUAUAUGUCCACAAUGUUGUAAUGUCUAAGCUGCGUAGAAUUAAGUAAAUAUGAACAGACAUAAAUGUUAUAUAUAAUGGUAUUGAUGUAUAUGUGUACAGACUGAAUUUAUACUGUUAUAUUUUUAAAAAUAAAACGAAAAAACUUG
Molecule: messenger RNA, 3198 nt
Organism: Zerene cesonia (dogface butterfly)
Lineage: Eukaryota; Metazoa; Arthropoda; Insecta; Lepidoptera; Pieridae
Gene: Wdr24
Product: GATOR complex protein WDR24
Exons: 14
Coding region: 274-2649 (791 amino acids)
Biological process (GO): positive regulation of TOR signaling
Molecular function (GO): protein binding
Source: RefSeq, a predicted model, not a curated record